UCAGGACCCCCAUCCCUAGAUCCUCCACCCUAUCCUCCUCUCCCCAUCGCCCGGGCCCCGCCGGAAGCAGCCGCCGCCCCGCCACCCGACCCGCAAGAAGAACCGGAAACGCGAGAGGCGGCGGCUCUGCCGGAGCCAAGAGGGCGCGAAACGACCGCCCUGAGUCCUGUUAGAAAUGAAACUGGCCACGGAGGGCCAGCUGGCCGCCCUCGCGGACCUUCUCAGCGAGAGCCAAGCUCCCGCCUCCCUGACUCCACAAUAGCCCUGCCCCUGCGGGAAAUAGGGCCCCCUGAUGACACAGGUAACCCCCGACUUCAGUACUGGCCCUUCUCUACUAGUGAUCUCUAUAACUGGAAAAUCCAAAACGCUCGUUUUUCUGAUAACCCUAGAGAUCUGAUAGCCCUUCUAGAGAGCAUUAUGUUCACCCAUCAGCCUACCUGGGAUGACUGUCAACAGCUCCUGAAAAUCCUGUUCACUACGGAGGAAAGAGAAAGAAUUCAAUUAGAAGCGCGGAAGGUAGUUUUGGGAGAGGAUGGUCGCCCUACCGCGAAUCCGGACCUCAUCAACGCAGCCUUUCCCUUGACCCGGCCCGAAUGGGACUACAACGCAGCAGAAGGUAGGGGACGGCUACUCACUUAUCGCCAGACUCUAAUGGUGGGUCUCUGGGCAGCGGCACGCAAGUCCACCAAUUUGGCCAAGGUGUAUUCAGUGAUACAAGGUAAGACAGAGAGUCCCGCUACCUAUCUAGAAAGAUUAAUGGAGGCCUUUAGACAGUACACCCCCAUGGACCCUGAGGCCCCAGAAAACCAGGCAGCUGUCGUGAUGUCUUUCGUAAACCAGUCCGCCUCUGAUAUUAAGAAAAAACUCCAGAAACUAGAGGACUUUGAAGGAAAGCAGAUCCAAGAUUUACUCCGAGUCGCACAGUGGGUAUAUAAUAACCGGGAUGCCCCAGAGGAAAAACAAAUCAGAGCUACGCGAGAAAUGACUAAAGUCCUAGCUACCAUAGUUCAGAAAGAACAACCGUCCUCAGGAGGUGGCCACGCAAUCAGGCAGCACUUAGAUAAAGAUCAGUGCACCUAUUGUAAGGAAAGGGGGCAUUGGUUGCGGGAUUGUCCUAAAAAGAAACAACGGCACUCGGAGCCCAAACCAUGGCAAACCAAGACAACCUCUGUCCUGUUUACACAAGAUUCAGAAUAGGGAGCACGGGGUUCAGAUCCCCUCCCCGAACCCAGGGUAACAUUACAAGUGGAGGGGACCCCGGUCCGGUUCCUAGUCGACACCGGAGCACAACAUUCAGUACUAGUUAAGCCCCAAGGAAAAAUGUCUGAAAAAUAGUCCUGGGUGCAGGGGGCCACUGGGACAAAGAAAUACCUCUGGACGACUCAGAGGACUGCAAACUUGGGAACUGGGAUGGUAACUCACUCCUUCCUAGUUAUCCCUGACAGCCCCUGCCCCUUACUGGGGAGAGACUUACUUACCAAAAUGGGGGCCCAGAUCCAUUUUCAACCAGAAGGGCCAACCGUGACUAAUUCCCAAAAUCAGCCUCUAUCAGUUCUUACUGUAAAAUUAGAAGAUGAGUACAGACUCCAUCAAACACAAUCACCGCAAGGUCAAGACCUGGGACUCUGGCUCCAACGCUUUCCCAACGUGUGGGCAGAAACAGGGG
Molecule: messenger RNA, 1666 nt
Organism: Hyaena hyaena (striped hyena)
Lineage: Eukaryota; Metazoa; Chordata; Mammalia; Carnivora; Hyaenidae
Exons: 1
Biological process (GO): virion assembly; proteolysis
Molecular function (GO): zinc ion binding; aspartic-type endopeptidase activity; nucleic acid binding
Source: RefSeq, a predicted model, not a curated record